Helicoverpa armigera (cotton bollworm) is the source of this 1006-nucleotide messenger RNA. Its product is annotated as Na(+)/H(+) exchange regulatory cofactor NHE-RF1. Bases 69 to 557 code for a protein of 162 amino acids. NCBI's taxonomy places the organism in Eukaryota, Metazoa, Arthropoda, Insecta, Lepidoptera, Noctuidae. Gene Ontology annotation, molecular function: protein-membrane adaptor activity; protein binding. Gene Ontology annotation, biological process: protein localization to plasma membrane. The transcript has a single exon. The record is from RefSeq and is a predicted model, not a curated record. Gene Ontology annotation, cellular component: apical plasma membrane.
AGGCAGCGCGGGGCGGCGGCAGUCUCCGGCUGAGCGCGACGCGGAGCGCGCGUCACUGCUACUGAAACAUGUCCGCGAACGGGUCGGCGGCCACGGAGCCGCGGCUCUGCCACGUGCGGAAGACGCCCGACUUCGACGGCUACGGGUUCAACCUGCACGCCGAGAAGGGCAAGCCCGGCCAGUACAUCGGCAAGGUGGACGAGGGCUCGCCGGCGGAGCGCGCGGGGCUGCGGCGCGGCGACCGCAUCCUCGAGGUGAACGGGCACAGCAUCGCGGGCGAGAGCCACAAGCAGGUGGUGGCGCGCAUCAAGGAGCGGCCCGAGGACGCCGAGCUGCUGGUGGCGGCGCCGGCGCCCGGCGAGCCCGUGCCCGCGCUGGACGCGCCCGCCGACGCGCCCGGCGCGCGCGACAGCCCGCCGCCCGCCGAGCCGCCGCGGCUCAACCUGCACAUGACCGCGGCCGAGAUGCGCGCGCACCUCGCCGCCAAGAAGAAGUUUGACCCCAAGAAAGUGCCGAUGGACCUCAAGUCCAAGUUUGACAUCGUCAAGAAACUGUGAUGUGUGUGUGGAAGGUCGCGUGCCGGUGUUGUGGCGAGCGGCGCGCCGAUGCCGCUCCGCGCGCCGUUGCCAGCUCGCGCUGAGCACAUCAAUUGGAACAAUGACAUCGAUGGUGGCGCAGGCGCAGGUUGCUGUGCACGAUCGCCCGUGUGUUGUACAAUUAAUGUAAAGUUAUCACGUACAUUAUGUAAUAUAAUUUAAAGCGUUUUAUAGAAAUUGCCAUUGAAUUGAAUAAAGUGUUGUUGUAUAUAUAUUUACCUAGCCUAGGUACCUAGCCGCUAUACGUUUUAUAGUACAUAGGAAUGAUACAUUGUGUGUAAUUUAUUUUACGAAUUCAAAUAUUUUUGAUUUUAAUAAUUGAUUAUCUAAAUGUGUAUCUAGAGUUACUUAGGUACUCGAGUGUGAAUAUUGUUUAAUUGUAUUAUCAAUAAAAUGUAUUGCAAAGCAAA